AUGCGGCAUGAACAGCACCGAGCACAUGCGACUCGGUGGGGCUUUAAGCUCGUAGUGGUGAGCCGCGACGACCUGAAACCCACAUUGCACCGCUAUCUGUUCAUCAUCGUCCUCCAUGACAGGGUCUGCGAGCGAGCAAACUGCCGGGUUGUUGAGUAG
This is a messenger RNA of Chondrus crispus (carragheen), 159 nucleotides long. RefSeq lists its product as hypothetical. Lineage: Eukaryota; Rhodophyta; Florideophyceae; Gigartinales; Gigartinaceae. The record is from RefSeq and is a predicted model, not a curated record. The coding region runs from base 1 to 159 and encodes 52 amino acids. The transcript has a single exon.